UAUUUCAAUGUGCUCACAGAAAGGAACAUCCAACAUUUUGUUGUGGAAACGCCACAUCACACUUAUUACACGACAGUAUUGAGGCAUUCAUUUGUGUCUUUCAUAGAAGAAAACUAUAAAGUUAUAGGAUAUCUCGGGGAUAAACCAGCAAAUAUUAAAACAAGAAGAUGGAGCAACCACCUCGUUACCUCAAUGAGAAAAGUAAUCCCACUCCACACCCAGUACAACAACAAUCCGCACAAAAUCAGGAUUAUCCACCUCCAGACUACACACCUCAAGGUUACACACUUCCAGACUACACACCUCAAGGUUACACACUUCCAGAUAACACACCUCAAGGUUACACACUUCCAGACUACACACCUCAAGGUUACACACUUCCAGACUACACACCUCAAGGUUACACACUUCCAGACUACACACCUCAAGAUUACACACUUCCAGACUACACACCUCAAGGUUACACACAAAAAAAUUACUCUCUUCAAACAGUUGCGGAAAACCAACCUCAACCUGCAGCAGAGACGAAUCCUGUUAUCAAUGAUCACAUGACACUGUCUAUUGUUUCAUUUCUGUGUUGUUGUUGGCCAAUUGGUAUUUUUGCCAUCAUCAAGUCACGUGAGGCAAGAAAUCGCUCCGUUGCUGGUGACUAUGAAGGCGCAAUAGCGUCAGCAUACAUUGCAAAAAACCUGGCCGUGAUUGCUAUUGUUUGUUCAAUAGUUUGUUUUCCACUUCUCAUACUAUUUUUAUCUAAGUAAACAUGUAAAUAUACCACUGCUACUUUUGCGAUCACAUAUAAGUUUUAUUUAUUUCUUAUUACUAGUUGCUUUACGAUUAAAGAUGUGUUUGAGGGAGAA
Molecule: messenger RNA, 857 nt
Organism: Xenia sp. Carnegie-2017
Lineage: Eukaryota; Metazoa; Cnidaria; Anthozoa; Malacalcyonacea; Xeniidae
Product: metacaspase-1-like
Exons: 4
Coding region: 168-758 (196 amino acids)
Cellular component (GO): membrane
Source: RefSeq, a predicted model, not a curated record